AUGAAAUUUCGUGAUUACUACGUUCUCAAUGGAAAUAAAUUCUGGAUUACAAAUGGACCAGAUGCAGAUGUACUUGUCGUUUAUGCAAAAACAAAUCCAACCAGUGAAAAACCUCAACAUGGUAUAUCGGCAUUUAUCGUUGAAAAGGGCAUGGAAGGCUUUUCGAGCGGAAAAAAACUUGAUAAAAUGGGUAUGCGUGGAUCCAAUACAUGUGAACUUAUAUUUGAAGAUUGUAAAAUUCCAGCUAAAAAUUUACUUGGUCAAGUAAAUCGUGGUGUUUAUGUACUGAUGAGUGGCUUAGAUUUUGAACGUCUUGUACUCGCAGCUGGCCCUGUUGGUUUAAUGCAAGCUUGUUGUGAUAUUACAUUUGAUUAUGCUCAUUCUCGCAAACAAUUUGGCAAUCCAAUUGGUACAUAUCAAUUAAUCCAAGCCAAAAUGGCUGAUAUGUAUACAACAUUAAAUGCUUGCCGUUCUUAUUUGUAUACAACAGCACGAGCUGUCGAUAAAAAUAUUACAAGUAAAAAGGAUUGCGCUGGUGUUAUAUUAUAUUGUGCUGAAAAAGCUACACAAUUGUGUCUUGAUGGUAUACAAGUACUUGGUGGCAACGGAUAUAUUAAUGAUUAUCCAACAAGUCGUCUUUUGCGCGACGCUAAAUUGUACGAAAUCGGUGCUGGUACAAGUGAAGUUCGACGACUUCUUAUUGGACGUGCCAUUAAUGGAGAAUACGGCAUAAAAUCAUAA
Molecule: messenger RNA, 741 nt
Organism: Rotaria socialis
Lineage: Eukaryota; Metazoa; Rotifera; Eurotatoria; Philodinida; Philodinidae
Source: the annotation of a GenBank genome assembly